AUGGUUGAACCUUCAUCUGCACAACAAGAGCCACAAGAGUCACAACAGGAUAACUUUAUGCCUGAAGAAUCUACAGUCGUCCAACCGCAACCGAGCAGCUCCUCCUCUUCUUACGAUAGCCAGAAACAACGCAAAGUGUUUGCACGUGGAGUGAAGGCACUUCUCAGAACUAUCACUGGGGAUGAAGAUUAUCUUCGUGAAACUGAAGGUUUUCGCAGAUUGCGACGUGAUACUGAGGCUGCAUUCGAUCCAAAAUGCAAUUCAGAGGCUUUGAAGGAGAUUAUUUUGAAGAACAUUGCUGAUUCUACAGCCUUAUCUAAACGCAAAAUUCAAGAGACAGCAACCGAUGAACUUGGUGGAAGAAUUGAUGUCAUCUGCUCAUCAGGAACUUUCUCGUACAUAGUAAACACUGAACUGUACUGUGAAACG
Molecule: messenger RNA, 429 nt
Organism: Cylicostephanus goldi
Lineage: Eukaryota; Metazoa; Nematoda; Chromadorea; Rhabditida; Strongylidae
Source: the annotation of a GenBank genome assembly